ACUGCGCUUAAUCAAACAAACUAAAUCAAUAAUUAAUAAUGGCAAGUUUAUUAUUGGAACCCAUUUUGGAAAUCGCUUUAGAUAUCAUCAGGAGUAAUCUUGCACGUUAUCUGGUAUCGGUGCCGCCUCCUGACGAUGAGUGGUUGAAGGAAAUGAGAGGAAACCUGGGUAUGAUAGCCACCGUCAUUGCAACUAUGGCAUUUCAAAACGGUCUGAAUCCACCGGGAGGGGUUGUCCAAAACGGAGAAAAGGGAACCGUCACUUGUCCAACUCCAAAACUGCACGGUCAAGCAUGUCCAGGCCAAUCUGUUUAUGCUGCCGUGGACACAGAUGGAUACACGGGCUUCAUGAUAACCAACUCUCUUUCUUUCUUGUUCUCUAUAACUACCUGUAUUAUGGUUAUAAGCGGAAGUCCUAUUGGUCCAGGAUAUCCCACCUUGGUGUUGGCAAUGUUCAUGUCCCUCUCUCUCCUCCUUCUUGCUGUCUCCUACGUGCUUGGUGCUUUCCUUCUCAACCCACAUGUGCAAACAAAUUACAGUAUCAUGAUCUACGUAAUUAUCCUCGUCCCUAUCACCAUGCUGGUGCUUUUGGUUUGUUUCCGCGUCGCUGCAUUGAUUAUGGCCGUUCGGCGGAGCAAUAAAGAAGCUAGGCAUGAUACAACUUCCGCCGAGCAGGUAGAGUGACUUACAGAUACAGUUAGCUUUUGGUAACGAUUUUAUCAAACGCUAGCUGAUUUAAUAAGAGAAAUGUUAGAAAAACAUCAGAAUUUACUCUUUUUAGCCAUCAGUUAAUAAUCAAUGUUUAAAAGUAUGGAAUAAAGUAUGUUGUUAGAUUAUUGGACUAAAAGAAUUGAGUUGAUGGUUGUUAAGUGAU
Messenger RNA from Arachis stenosperma, 873 nucleotides. RefSeq lists its product as uncharacterized. The transcript has a single exon. The coding region runs from base 39 to 683 and encodes 214 amino acids. Lineage: Eukaryota; Viridiplantae; Streptophyta; Magnoliopsida; Fabales; Fabaceae. The record is from RefSeq and is a predicted model, not a curated record.